Messenger RNA from Physella acuta, 1435 nucleotides. Its product is annotated as putative E3 ubiquitin-protein ligase UBR7. Lineage: Eukaryota; Metazoa; Mollusca; Gastropoda; Physidae. The record is from RefSeq and is a predicted model, not a curated record. Gene Ontology annotation, cellular component: cytoplasm. Gene Ontology annotation, molecular function: ubiquitin protein ligase activity; zinc ion binding.
GCACGGUCUUUAGUAAGAUUUAUUAGCGCGGUUAAUGUAACCGUAAUCUAAAAAGUUGUAGACCCUAAUCUAAUGGCCUAACGUCAUCCAGCAUCAUUGGAGUUCAUUUAAAAGUAACAUUUUAUUCCUUUGUAGAGUUUAUAUUGGACAUCAUCAAACAAGACGGAUUGAUGGCGGCAGAAAAUGGUAAUAAUAUUAAUCUUCGGAGAUGCGGAAACAUUGGAGAUGAUGAAGAAGAUAGUUUAUCGAUCGUCGAUGUCUUGAAUGAGCAAGCUCGAUUAGAAGCAGAAGCAGAUGCUGUGUUAGGUGGAAGUGAUGAAAAAAAUUGCACAUAUCCUAAAGGCCCCUUGAAGCGGCAAGCUCUGUAUGCAUGCAAAACAUGCACACCUGAAGGGAAUGCCGGCAUAUGUCUAGCUUGCAGCUAUGCUUGUCAUGAAGGACAUGAACUGUAUGAGCUCUACACAAAAAGAUAUUUUACAUGCGACUGUGGUAAUGAAAAGUUUGGUGAAAAUAAAUGUGCUCUAUACAAGGAAAAGAAAGCUUUGAACUGUAGCAACCAUUACAAUCAGAACUUCAAGGGAGCUUACUGCUCUUGUCACAGGCCAUACCCAGAUCCAGAAGAUUCAAUUGAGGAUGAAAUGAUCCAGUGUAUUGUCUGUGAGGAUUGGCUACAUGGGAGACACUUGAAGACAUCUGUUCCUGAGGAGUUUGAUGAGAUGAUUUGUCCUGAUUGUAUGUCCAAGUAUUCUUUUCUCUGGGCAUAUACAUUAACAGAUGAAGAUGCUCCUGUUGACAUCGAGGAUGAGCCUGUACAGUCAGCUGGAGUCAAGAGAAAACACACAGAAUCAUCUGAGGGAGAAGAGGCAAAAAGGCUCAAGUUAAUGGCCAGUUGCAAGCAUGAGACUAGUCAAAGUAGCAAGCAUCAAAAAACUGAUGAAUGUUUAGUAAAAGCUGGAGAAAAAUAUACUUUGGAUAUUCCAGAUCAUGCAACAUUUUGGCAGCAAGGCUGGAGGAGCAAGUUGUGUCAGUGUCAGCAAUGCAUGGAAAUGUACACAGAAAAAUGUCUGGAGUUUCUCAUUGACGAGACUGAUACAGUGCAUGCAUAUGAAGAAAAGGGAAGAAACUCCGUCUCACCAGAGGAGCCUGAAAGUUCCAUGUUGACUGGCAUGGACAGAGUCCGACAGAUAGAAGUUGUCAGAGGCAUUAUGGAUUUUAAACAAGAGCUGCAAGAAUUUCUAACAAGUUUUGCUCAGGAGAGGAAGGUUGUUACAGAAGCAGAUAUCAGAGAAUUUUUCCAGCGAAUGAAGAGCCGCAGAAGAGAACAGAUGAUUUUCCCUCAAAAUAACUGCAGAUAAAAUCCCUGUAAACUCUCAGUCAAAAACUAAUUUUUAUAGCCAUCUAAUUAUACAAUGUCAGAAUAAAGCAGUAAACAUCA